GACCACGCGGGGUGGAAACCGCCCGGUAUAACCUAUAAAUUGGAUUUUACAGUUGAAUUUGUUGUUGAUCGGACUCAGUGAGUGUUGAUGAUGUGCUAGUGUUGUUAAGUUGUUGAUUUUUUAGUAAUAGGUACAAACCAUGAGGUGCUGAUCACCAUGGAUUCCCCCGCGUCCUCCCAAGACGACCGCGACAUCGAGGUCAACGUGGUAUCAGGCGCUAGCAGCCCCGACAUCCCCUCGUCUCCUUCUAGAAAAGACCAGAAGAGCCCCUUCUACGAGCUCAAGAAGGACAAAGAAGAGAAGGCGACAGGCAGUGCGCCUUACACCAGUUUCUCUAUAAGUUCUAUACUGAACAGAGCGGAGCCUAGAAGAGAGAAUGUGCUAGAAGCAGCCUUGGCGGCGAACCAGUUUGGGAAUGCGAAUGAUGCUAUGCUAUCCAGGUUGGGCCUAAUAUCGCAGUGGAGCGCGCUGGCCGGCCGGUACGGGGGUUUGGUUCCCGCGCCGUGGUACUGGCAGCGGCCGCAGGAGAGAAUCUCGCCUCCCAGAGAGGAUUCAACAACCAACGAGGAAGGCUCAGCUGGAGGCUCCCCGCGCCCGCGCAGCCCCCCGCGGGCGCCCACGCCCCCCUCCCCCUCCCGCUCGUCCCCCCGCUCCCCUCGCCUCCACCCCGCGCUCUACCCGCAACAACAAGACCCCCAAGACUCCGACCCCGACGUCGACGAAAGCGACGACUUCGACAAAGACGAAAAAAGAGACCACACCGCCAACCUCGGCAAAAGAAAGAAAAAAACCAGAACGGUCUUCUCCCGAUCACAAGUGUUCCAACUCGAAUCCACUUUCGAUAUGAAGAGAUAUCUUAGCAGCUCAGAACGGGCCGGUCUAGCUGCCAGCUUGCAUCUCACAGAAACACAAGUCAAAAUCUGGUUUCAGAACAGAAGGAACAAGUGGAAAAGACAACUCGCUGCUGAAUUAGAAGCGGCGAACAUGGCUCACGCCGCGCAACGACUUGUCCGAGUCCCAAUUUUAUAUCACGAAUCGCGACCGACGUCUAUGCCCCACACUCCAUUACCUAUUCAUCCCCAAUUUUCGAACGAACCCGGAGUCUACUUCCAGCCCCAAGCCCCGCAGCAGCUGCAGCCGCUGCCAGCGUCUCCAGUCACCUCCCGAGCGCCGCUGUCCAGUCUAGUGUAGUGUUCGCUUGAAGCCGCUCGCCGGAACGACAGCGGUGCGGACGGACAAUUUUGAAUUUGAAUUUAGAACGGACUAGUCAUGUCGAUGUGUCAAAAAGCCAAUCGUUCAAAGAGGUGCGACAAGCAGCAGAUUUUUCAAACGUUUGAAAAAGGAACUACAAACUUUUUUUGA
Ostrinia nubilalis (European corn borer) is the source of this 1362-nucleotide messenger RNA. Its product is annotated as homeobox protein Hmx-like. Gene Ontology annotation, biological process: regulation of transcription by RNA polymerase II. The transcript has 4 exons. Gene Ontology annotation, molecular function: DNA-binding transcription factor activity, RNA polymerase II-specific; RNA polymerase II transcription regulatory region sequence-specific DNA binding. The record is from RefSeq and is a predicted model, not a curated record. Bases 157 to 1191 code for a protein of 344 amino acids. Gene Ontology annotation, cellular component: nucleus. NCBI's taxonomy places the organism in Eukaryota, Metazoa, Arthropoda, Insecta, Lepidoptera, Crambidae.